AUGGAAUAUACCGUCAUCUAUGGAAGCAACGGCGCCAAAAGAAUGAGCAUCAAACGUGAAGGUAGCAGAUAUCGAUACGAUCACGAAACGAAAAGAAGCCGCUAUGAAGGUGCCCAAAAAAAAGUAAUCUUGCCUAUAUUUGAGCCAUCAGGAUUAUUGGAACUGGAAAGCCACCAGAAAAAAGGCAUACAACUUAAGCAUGUAGAGCCCAAAGAUGCGAUAUCACCCCACGAUUUCUAUAAAAAGCUAAAAGUACCUAAGUGGGAUCAAAUUCGUUAUGAGCUUGUUGUGUAUAGGAAGGGCGUCAAGGGUGAAGUAAGUAAAACUAAGUUGCAUGAUAAAAGUUGCUAUAUUAUCGGUAGAGGAUUAGGUCAGAGUCUACGACGCUUCGAAUCUGAUGGAGAGGAAAUUAUUCUUGCUGAUAUCCCAAUCCAAGAGGAAAGCUGUUCGAAAGAACAUUGUGCCGUACAAUUCCGACAAGUCGGUGAAUCUUUAAUUCCAUACUUGAUUGAUCUUGAUUCUUCCAACGGUACGUGUUUGAAUGAUUCAGCCGUUCCUAGCGCCCGGUAUAUCGAGUUAAAGAGCUCUGAUAUUAUACACGUAUCUGAAGAUCCAAAUGAUUCAGAUUAUGAGCUCAUUUUCCUAGCCGUAUGA
Kluyveromyces lactis is the source of this 654-nucleotide messenger RNA. RefSeq names its product Pml1p (gene PML1). Gene Ontology annotation, molecular function: protein binding; mRNA binding. NCBI's taxonomy places the organism in Eukaryota, Fungi, Ascomycota, Saccharomycetes, Saccharomycetales, Saccharomycetaceae. Gene Ontology annotation, cellular component: nucleus. The record is from RefSeq and is a predicted model, not a curated record. Bases 1 to 654 code for a protein of 217 amino acids. The transcript has a single exon. Gene Ontology annotation, biological process: mRNA splicing, via spliceosome; maintenance of RNA location.